Peronospora farinosa is the source of this 324-nucleotide messenger RNA. The record is from the annotation of a GenBank genome assembly. Lineage: Eukaryota; Oomycota; Peronosporomycetes; Peronosporales; Peronosporaceae.
AUGACUGUAAAGCGCCGCAACCAUGGACGUAACAAGAAAGGCCGUGGCCAUGUCAAGCGUGUACACUGUGUGUCUACGGCGAAACUGAUUCCUAAGGAUAAGGCCAUCAAACGCUUUGUUGUUCGCAACAUUGUAGACCAAUCGGCUAUCCGUGAUCUGAAGGAGUCCUCUGUCUACGAGUCGUAUGCUCUGCCCAAGAUUUACAUUAAGAACUACUAUUGCGUGGAAGCCGCUAUCCACCAGCGCAUCGUACGUGGUCGUUCGGUUGAGGCCCGUAAAAGCCGUGCUCCGCCCCCACGUCGUUUCGCUCCGAAACGUACGUAA